Molecule: messenger RNA, 5742 nt
Organism: Culicoides brevitarsis
Lineage: Eukaryota; Metazoa; Arthropoda; Insecta; Diptera; Ceratopogonidae
Product: putative ATP-dependent RNA helicase TDRD12
Exons: 6
Coding region: 192-5720 (1842 amino acids)
Biological process (GO): germ-line stem cell division
Molecular function (GO): nucleic acid binding; ATP binding
Source: RefSeq, a predicted model, not a curated record
UGUAAAUAAGGAAAUUUACCGCAAUUUUUAAUCAUUUUACGCAAAAAUACGUGAUUUUAAUUGUGAAAAACCCUUAAAAGUUGUAAAUAAUUCAAAAACUCAUCACAAAAUAGUGAAAAUUGAUGCAAAUCAUUGAAAUUUGAGAUUUCUUUUUACCUUUUAGAUUUCACGGAUUUGGCACUCCAUGAGGGAUGACGAGCUCAAAGUACAUCCUCUCGUGGUACAUUAACCCACAUUUGUUCUGGAUUCGACCGAUUGAGUCGUCGGAUCAGUUCACAAGAUUCGAAUUGGAGUUUGAAAAUUUUUACAAAAGGCAUAAUUUGGCAUCUGCGAGCUUUGUGCCUUCAAUUGGAGAGGUCGUUGCUUACCACGAUCGCCUUCAUAACAAAUGGUAUCGCGCCACAAUCGAGCAUUGCUUAAACGGAAAUUCUUUUAUCGUGUGGCUUAACGAUUACGGAUGGCCCGUUUUAGCCUACAAACGUACAAUUCGUCGCUUGGAGCCUCAAUUCAUGGCAAUUCCCUUCGAAAAAGUCCUCAAAGUCGGAAUUUCCAACGUUAUUCCCGCCAAAUUGGAGUACAACUUUGAAACUCGCACCUCUUUCAAGGUAAAAAUCGAUUCUUGGCACGAAACUGCCGUCAAAGGCAUCAAAGAUUUGCUGGAAGCUGCUGACACGAUCGAGUUUAAGAAGAAAUGUCACGCUGGCGAUCACAAUUUUGGCGGGAUUCGCAUCAAAACCGUGUCUGGAAACAAAAUUGACGUCUUCAAAUCGUUGGGAGAGUCGCCAUUUGCUAAAAUUAGUCAAGGAACGGCUGAAUUUCGGGCAGAAAUGCGACAAUUAACGACCACAGAUGUGUUACGAUGCAAGAAAAUAUUGGAUGAACACCCGCAGGUCAUGUCUCCGGUUCGAAAUUUGAGAAAUCAGGAAGUUUUUUUAGGUUAUAGGAACGACAGUGACACAGAAUCUGUACCGACAAGACAAAAUUCGCAAGUUUUAGUGCAAAUGCCUCGAGAAGUGCCUCAAUUGGUCCAAAGAUCGCAGGAAAGACCUCGAACAGUCAGAAAUGUUGCUGAAAAUCAUCAAAUUCCUCGAGAAAGACGAGAUUUCAUGAUAAAUUUGCCACAACGAGACGUUUCAAGAACAAUUCCAGCCAAUAGAAAGUUUGAAUAUGAAAUCGCAGAACGAGAUGAUUCUGAAAAUCUUGAAAUUCGCUCCGUAGAAGAAAAUUCCGGACCAUCACAGAGCCUUCUUGACACCGAAAGUAAAAAUAAUUCGCAAGAUCUUGACGAGACAGAAGAGGAAUCUUCAAAAAACCUUCGUCCUUGCUUGCCUUUCGAGACAAACCAUGCAAAAAAGAGUGAAAUUCACUUUUUUGGACAAAACUCCGACUCAGAUUCCAAUAAGAAUUCAUUUUUCAAGAAAAUUGAUCAGUCUCAGUUGCCAGAUACCUUCUCAAAAUUAAAAGAACGCGUUCAAAAAAGAGAAGAAGAACGCAAAAAUGGAAAAUUACUGCAGAAAAACGAUUCCCUGAAAGCCAAAUUUAGUUUUCGUCCCGCAGAUUACGAUCAAGUCAUCGCUCAAGAGCAACGUUCGAAGAAAUUUGCCGCUGAAAGACCUUAUUUCACACACACUCGUCGAAAUUUCACGAAAAAAGACAAAAACAUCGCCGUUCAGCCGCGAGUUCAAGUCAAAAACCUCGUUUUGGAGUCCCUCGAUCGACAGAUGAUGGAACGUCAGCAAGUUUUUACAGCGUUAACUACUUCCGAUGACACAACGACGCAAUGUACGGACGAUUUGGUGCCCGAUAACAGUGAAAAUCCUAUUGGAGAAGUUGAGAAGAAAGUUGAAAAAAAUUCACAUUUAUUGGACUGCAGUGUUGUCUUGGCGCACGGAUAUCAGCAAUGGAAAGCCGUCAAAACCUAUCUUGAAGUUCCUUUUCGGCCGGAAAUCAUGAAAAAAGUGAAAGCAAGUUACAUUCGUACAGAAACGAGACCGAUUCAAGCUCAUAGUUGGCCUCAUAUUUUGCAUGAAAAGUCAGCUUUUCUCAUAAGUCGUGCGGGCAGCGGAAAAACGAAGACUUUGAUACCGGCGAUUUGCACAAAUGUUAUCAAUCUCUUCAACGACGAAUUAAUUCCCGAAACCUUUGGACCCGUGGCGAUCAUUCUCACCCCCUCCGCUGAAAGCGUUUCACAAAUCGUUCGCGAUCUGGACUUCUGCUUGUCAUACUGGCGCGAAAAAACCCGCAAAAACAGCAUCGAAGAUCGAAUUCUCGUCACCGAAUCUUACGGAAAAGCAUCGCAAGACAUGACAAAAGGUCAACUUCUCGGCGGAACAGCAAUUUUAGUCACAACCCCCGCCGCUCUCGAACGUUGGACCAACAAAUGGAAAAUGGAAGGGAUGCCACUUUUCAACCGAAAACGCUUAAAAUUGUUCGCUGUCGAUGAUUUUGAUCAAAUGUUGCAACGGCAUGGCGAAACCGUGUGCGAACUCAUCGAAACGUUCUGCGAUCCCAAAAAUUACGAAGAAAAUGACGAGGCGCCACAACUUUUAGUGACAUCCGCUCAAUGGGAGAAUCAGCUAUUGAAAUAUUUCCGCUAUGGACGAGCUCCGGCGUUAUUUAUUGCGAAUUAUAUCGAGGCUUGUAUCUACGGAAGGACUCAAUUUCGUUUGAAUUUCGUCAAAAACGACUCUAAAAUGGAUUUUGUAACGAAGUUUUUGGAAGAUGACGUCUACAAAGCGAAGCGAUCUGUCAUAAUUUGCAGCAAAGACGAGGAAAUUGACUCGAUUUCGACGCAUUUGACGAGUUUAGGCAUCAAACAUGUCGCAUUCGGAGCUCAUUCGGUCGAAAGUGAACGCAAUGAGGGUCUUACGUGGUACCAAUCACUCCAAAAUGAGGAAUAUUCCGUACUGAUAUGCUCCGAUAACGUUCUUGGCGACUUGGGAUCCAUGCGAAAUGUCGAAAGGCUCUUGCAUUUCUCGCUCGCUGACACUUGGACCACUUUAUCUUUCCGUUUUACGGUAUUUUUCGACGUUUUUCAUGACUUUGUGAAACAACCAAAGCUGCCAGAUGCGUUUGACGCGACAUUUUCUCACUUUUUGGUCGACGAAACGAGUUCGCAUACACUUCCGAAGCUCGUUGACUUCCUAAGUCGCAUGCCAAACAUGAAAAUUCCCGAUGAAGUGCAGCUUAUCGCACGAAAUAUGCUGACGUUGCACGAAAAAGAGAAGGCAUCGCUCAAUUUAUGUCCAUUUUUCUUGCAAUAUGGCAUAAAAUUGGACCAAUGUGUUCGGAGAAGUUGCACGGGGCGUCAUGCGUUGUCGAAACAAGAUGCUCCAACGAGCCGGAUGCCCUUUGAAAAGUUGGAUUUAAAGAUGAAAAUCACUUUUGUUCAUAAUCCGAUACAUUUUUCGGGGCAAAUAUUGGCUUAUCGUCAUCCAACGUACCCGGAAUGGAAAUUGUGGCAAGGCGAGAACCAAUUGGCGGCAGAAGCGGACCUUAAUUUGAACUUGCAGAUGUAUUAUGCACAAGAAGAGAACCAAAUUAAGCAUUUUCCUGUGGAAAAAGGUGACAUUUGCGUCAUGGAAGACCUCGCCUACUUCCAUCGCUGCCAAGUCCUCCAAAUCUCCAAGCCAACUACAUCUUUAGCGAUGCCUCUUCAUGUUGUACGUCGCAUCGACACCGGCGAAAUCGUGAAAACUCGAAAUUUGUUCGUCAUCCCGCAACAUUUCCGCGAAAUUCCUCCCCGAGCCAUAGAUAUUCACUUCCUUGGCGUCGUCCCAUACGACGGAGAUACCUUCUGGUGUCGCACAUCACGCGCCAAAAUCGAAAAAAUCAUCGCCGACUUCAAUAAAAAGUCGGAUAAAGACUUUUAUGUCGAAGCAAAUGUCGAAUUCCGAGUCGAAAACAACAUUUGGACGAAAAAAAUGACGUUAUGCGAGCCAAUUGUGGGAGAUCAGUAUCAAAGAACGUACCUGUACAAGAGUUUGUUGAAGGAAAAUCUCGCGGAAAAGACCGAAGAGUUCCCGCAACUUGAAGUUUUGACAUUUAUGGCUCGAAAUUUGGGAUUUAUUGAGGAGGAAAAGGACGAAAAUGAUGAAAAAAUCGAAGUUUUAGAGCCUGUUGAGGAAAUUGCAAGUCCUGAAAUACCAAAAAUCGAAGAAAAAAGGACUGAAGAAGCAAAAAUUGAAGUUCGCGCAACUUGGGAUUACAUUUCUCAGGACUCGUUGCACCCAAUUCGCAUCGAUUUCAUGGAUGACUUGCAAUUUUUCAGCCUUAUUCGUGCAGAUCGCAUCAAAAAAUUAGACGAACUCAACAUUCUCAUCGAUAAUUUUCAAAAAAGUGAAAAAUGUGAAGUAAUUUCUAAGCCAGAACGAGGUCAAAAUUGCCUCAUUCCCAUCGACGAUGGCUUAACACGAGGUCGAAUUGUCGAUUUUGGCACCGACGAUCAAGGAGACUUUGUGCUUGUCUUCAGUUGUGACAUUGGGCGCACCAAUAAAUACGAUUUUGAUGAAAUUUUCACGACAACGAAGGAAAUUGUUGAAUUUAUGUCGUUUUGUGCCAUUAAAGGGUCAUUUGCAGGCGUUGAACCGCUCGAUGGAGACUCGUAUGACGAAGAAACUGCCUUGAAAAUCUGGAAUUUGGUCGACGAGGCACAAAAAUCAGGAAUUUUAUAUGCCAAAGUCGUGUCCUUGAAGGAAAAUCUCGAAUGGCUCCCCGGAAUUUACUGUUACGAUCUCUUACUUGUCGCGAAAAAUGACAAAAAUGAAAGAUUUUUGAACCACGAGAUCGUCGAAACACUCAAAUUGGCGAAAUGGGACUUGAAAUCCGGCGGCAUGAUCCAAAAAAUGAAGCCACAAGACCUGGAAGAGGCAAAAGAUGACACCGACGAGGUCGAAGAAUGGGAAAAUGCAGUUGGAACGUACAAACAUGAGCCCGAGAAGCCCGCGGAAAAUGUCCCAAUCGAUCAGGAAAUACAAAAAACGCUUGAAACGCUCGGAAUUGACCUCAAAAAUAAGAAUCUCUUGGAAUUUUAUGCCAUGAUGGGGGCAAGCCCGAUUGAAAUUGCCGCAAUUAAGCAUUUAACGAACGCCAAAUCAGACUCAAGUACUUGUUCCUCGAUUGGAAAUGUCGAAAAAAGGAAAAUUUCAGUUCCUGCAAUCAAAGAAAAUGAAGCCAAAAAGCUCGAAAUACCAAAAAUUGAAGAAAAACCCGAAGAUGAACCUUCUAAUGAUGACUUUUUAUCCUAUGAAUACCCUCCAGCGUCACUAAUUUGGGAAGAAACCAACGACAUUGUCAUCCUUUCGUUCCCCAACGUGGGCGAAAAUCCCGAUUAUCAUCUCGAAAUCACCAAAAAUCGCUUAAUUUUCGUCCUUUGGCCUGAAUCAAGCGAAGAAUUCACUGAACCAAAAAUUACAAUCAUCAAUUUUUACGGGCAUGUUAUCCCGGAGCUCGUUUCGCACAACGUUCGUGGUCUGAAUAUCAUCGUUCGGCUCCCAAAACGCGUUUCUGGCUACAUUUGGCGACAAUUGCAGAAGGAAGAUGAGAAAUUUCCGCACAUUCGGUAUAAUUUGGACAAUUACAAGCCACUUGAAGAGGAAUUUGUGGAGGUAAUUCACGAGGAAAAGGACACAGAAUCGGAAAUUGGAGACGAAUUUCAUGACUCGAAUGAUGAAGCCUUUGAGGAAACAGAUUAUGAAUCUGAUGACUUGAUGAAUGAAUAAAAAAAUUGAGUUUUUUUUUCAA